AUGAGCGAGGAACCCCAGGCCUGGGAGCCUCCUCCAAAGCUUGGAUUCAUGGAGCUGAUAAAUCAGUAUGAGCUGAUGCAGCAGCAACAGAAGCAGCUGCAACAGCAGCGGUUUGAACAGCAACUGCUCCGACAGCAGAAACUCUUUGAGGGUGCGUUUGGCGCUGCGUCGGAUCGCCACGGAGGUGGAAUGCGUGUGGCCGUCGGUGGUCCAGGUCACCUGGACUCGCACUUGGCCAGCGGCAGAAUGGAUCCUGAUCAAGAGGCCUCCGAGGGCCUGGAGCAUUUUGUCGACUGA
Molecule: messenger RNA, 297 nt
Organism: Cladocopium goreaui
Lineage: Eukaryota; Dinophyceae; Suessiales; Symbiodiniaceae
Source: the annotation of a GenBank genome assembly